This is a messenger RNA of Coccinella septempunctata (seven-spotted ladybird), 1924 nucleotides long. RefSeq names its product acetyl-coenzyme A transporter 1. NCBI's taxonomy places the organism in Eukaryota, Metazoa, Arthropoda, Insecta, Coleoptera, Coccinellidae. Gene Ontology annotation, cellular component: membrane. The transcript has 7 exons. The coding region runs from base 228 to 1772 and encodes 514 amino acids. The record is from RefSeq and is a predicted model, not a curated record. Gene Ontology annotation, molecular function: acetyl-CoA transmembrane transporter activity.
UUGCAUUUGACAGCAAAAAAGUGUACAUAACCUCAAAAAUUUAGUUUACGUCGAAUGAUUUCGGGAAAUUGGAUAAUUCAACAUUUGAUAUAUUUUCACCUGUUUUCAGCAUAAAAAAUCCUAUCCUAUGCAAAGAUUAUGUUAGAAUGUUAGUUUUAGAGGUUAUUAAGAGGUAAAAUUUUCCUUAUUGCUCAGAAUUACUGACGUGUCCUAAACAAUACGCCGAGAUGGAGAGGAAAACUAAUAAAAAAGCUACUGAGGACAAGGACAGUAAGAAGUUUACGGCGAUUUCAACAGUACAUUUAAACAUGAAGGGAGAUGAAAAAAAUAUUGCUUUGUUGUUUUUCCUUUAUACACUUCAAGGAAUACCUCUAGGUCUGAGUGCAGCUCUACCUAUGAUUUUGCAAAAUAGGGGUAUAACUUAUAAACAGCAGGCGGAGUUUAGUUUUGUUACAUGGCCAUUUAGUAUUAAAUUGUUGUGGGCGCCACUUGUGGAUUGUAUAUUCUCAAAGAAGAUUGGAAGGAGAAAAACAUGGCUAAUACCAACACAGUAUUUAUUAGGAACGUUUAUGAUAUAUCUAAGUCAUCAUGUGGACAAUUGGAUAGGGGAAACUCCCAAUAUUGAGUUACUAACAUUAACAUUCUUCAUUCUCAAUUUUCUUGCUGCUACGCAAGAUAUUGCUGUUGAUGGUUGGGCAUUGACUAUGCUUAAGAAAGAUAAUAUUGGACAUUCAUCGGCAUGCAAUAGUGUAGGCCAAACAGCCGGAUUUUUUCUAAGCUAUGUAUUAUUUAUGGCAUUAGAAUCUAGUAGUUUUUGUAAUAUGUAUUUGAGAUGGGAGCCAAAAGAUGAAGGCAUCAUAACCCUAUCAGGUUUCCUAUCUUUCUGGGGAUGGUUAUUUUUGGUAACAACCACAUUAGUAGCGAUUUUCAAAAAAGAAGAGGAACCUAGGGAUGGUGAUCGAGAAAUUAUCCAUAAUACAGAUAUUAACACUGCCUAUAAGUCUUUGAAGGAAAUAUUGGGACUCAAAUCAGUGCAGACAUUAAGUAUCAUAUUAUUAACUAGUAAGAUUGGAUUUUCAGCUACUGACAGUGUAAUGUCCUUGAAAUUAGUAGAAGCUGGUAUACCUAAGGAAAGACUUGGCCUUUUAGCAGUGCCUAUGAUACCUGUUCAAAUAGCACUUCCUUUGGUAAUAGCAAAAUAUACUUCAGGACCUCGUCCACUCGACAUAUAUGUGAAAGCUAUUCCUUAUAGAUUGAUGUUCGGGUUUGUGGCAGCAUUUUUGGUCUGGAUUACACCAACAUUUGUGCCAGAUGCUUCUCAAGGAUUGCCUAUCCUUUAUGUUGCAUUUGUGCUGAUUUGUUAUGUGAUACAUCAGGUAUGUGUCUACUGUAUGUUCGUUUCUGUGAUGGCAUUCUUUGCAAAAGUGAGCGAUUCAUCAGUUGGUGGCACCUAUAUGACACUCCUCAACACUUUGGCGAAUUUGGGAGGAAACUGGCCUUCACUGUUGGCCUUGUAUUUUGUUGAUCCACUCACUUGGAAACAAUGUGUGGGAGGGACGGAGGAGGUAGAUAACACUUGCAGGAACAUUACAGAGAAAAAUCUCUGUUUAUCUAGAGGGGGAGUGUGUCAAACAGUUUUCGAUGGAUUUUAUAUGGAAAUAUUCAUUUGUGCAAUCAUUGGCUUUUUGUGGUUAGCGUGGGGAAAGAAGAGGAUCAAUUACAUCCAGAAUUUGGAUGAUUACGCAUGGAAAUUGUCGAAAAGGAGGAGAUAGUAGUCGGAAAGGUAUACAUGUCGAUAUAUUUUCACAAACACCAGGUUUCAAAGAAUUUUGAAUAUGUGAAAUUUUGAUAUGCACUGUUGAAUAUUGAGAUUUAUAUUUUGUUAUAUUUUGAUUGCAGUGUGAUAUAAAUAUUAUGGAGUAGA